Molecule: messenger RNA, 609 nt
Organism: Entamoeba nuttalli P19
Lineage: Eukaryota; Evosea; Mastigamoebida; Endamoebidae
Product: Rab family GTPase
Exons: 2
Coding region: 1-609 (202 amino acids)
Molecular function (GO): GTP binding; GTPase activity
Source: RefSeq, a predicted model, not a curated record
AUGACUGUAGUUUCUACAAAGGUAGGUGAAAUCAAAGCAAUUAUUAUUGGAGAAUCAUCAGUCGGUAAAACAUCAUUAUUAAAUGUUUUAGAAAAUGGAAAAUUAGUUGGAGAUAUAAAAGCUACUGUUAGUAUUGAUUCACACACUAAAGAGGUUCAAGUUGAUGGUAAAAGAUUUAAACUAAGAAUAUAUGACACAGCUGGACAAGAACGAUUUAGAUCCAUGGUAUCUUCAUAUUAUCGUGAUGUUAAUGGUAUCAUCAUUGUAUUUGAUGUAACAGAUAAAAAGACAUUUGAUCAAGUUCAAUAUUGGAUGGAUGAAAUUAAAAAGAAUACACAAGUAUAUACAUAUAUUGUUCUUGUAGGAAAUAAGUCUGAUUUAGAUUCAAGUAGAGUUGUUACUACAACUGAAGCUCAAGAAAAAGCACAGUCAUAUAAAAUUCCAUAUUAUGAAACUUCUGCCACUCUUGGUACUAAUGUUCAAUUAUUAUUUGAUGAAUUCUCUAAAAAUACUGUUCUAGAGUGUAGUAAAAAAGGAAUUCAACUUGAUCCAUCAGGACGUGCAUCUGUUUCUCAAAAACAAGGUAAUUCAGAUGGAGGAUGUUGUUAA